Molecule: messenger RNA, 752 nt
Organism: Lolium perenne
Lineage: Eukaryota; Viridiplantae; Streptophyta; Magnoliopsida; Poales; Poaceae
Source: RefSeq, a predicted model, not a curated record
GUGACACGUCAGGCCUAAUCACGGCGAAGCCAAGCCAAGCACCCAAACCAAACCGGCGAACGCAAGAAUAGGCUCGACGGAGAAGAAUUCCGUCGAGAAAUCAACGGAAGUUUGCGCGGAGCGAGGUUUGCGAUGGCGGGGGAGGCGAGGCCGGACGCGCAGCUCUUCCAGCUCCUCUCCGACCUUCUGCAGCAGGUGGAGUCAAUGAGCAACCAGGAAGAGGUAGAACUGAGAGCAAAGAUUGAAGCACUAGGCCUAGAAGUGACCAAGGUUCCACAGCAGGCACCUAAGCAACUUGAUGAGUUGGAGAUAGCUGCAGAGCUGGACAGACUGUCAGCAAGGCUCGAGAAUGUUGACAAGAUGAUAUCUUCUGCCAUGACAUCUGAUCCAGAGGUGAAAUCGCUUCUGAGCAGCACCGCCGAUGUAUGGAUGCCCGUCAUCACCGCAUCUGCUGAUGAAAGGCGAGGGUUUGCAGGAACAAGCGCCGACCUGGAAGAGCAGGAGAAAUCCAAGUAAUAGCUUGGACUGAAACCCUGUAUUUCUUCGCGUCAGCAUUCUUCUACAUGUUCCCUCCAGCUUUGUAUCUAAGGUUCUCUUUGGGGCCAAAACAGAGAAUAAACACACAUCACAGCUCUGUAUCAAAGGUUUAUUUGUGCAGAAGAGAGAAUAAUCACACAUGUUGUUGAUGUACUAUACUAAUUUUUUUUAGAUCAGUGAGGUAAUAAAAUCUGUCAAGCAUUGUUUGGUUUCAA